Molecule: messenger RNA, 2337 nt
Organism: Amoebophrya sp. A25
Lineage: Eukaryota; Dinophyceae; Syndiniales; Amoebophryaceae
Source: the annotation of a GenBank genome assembly
UUAAGAUACUUAUGCCCUGCCUGAUACUUAUGCAUGAGUCACUACCUGAACCUGAUACUUAUGCCCUGCCAUGGAUUAUUUCGUCUGACAUUGACACCGGCUGAGGGCAUCAAAUCAAAAAUUAUAACGAGAGUUCGAAAUCCAAAAGUAUACUAUAAAAAUCCACCAUUUAGUACAUCCACGUUACAGGUCGCUGCUGAGAGACGAGGAUUAAUGAUUAAAAACUACAACAACUUCAUCUACUAGCAAACAAGAUCUUCAUGAAAGAUUUUUGAUAGUAGCUCGAUACCCGGGCAGAACUAAACAAUUUUCAACAUUCGGUAGUCGUCGCAAAAAAUGCAAGAACUUGCUACUGCUAUUGCUAUUGUUACAUCAUAGUUGUAGAAAUCAGCUCUUGGACGAAAAUAAGAUGGGUGAUCACGACGUGCGCCGAGAUUAUUGGGAGAUACUCAGGUCAGGGAAUAAUAAGGCGAGCAAGCAGGCAGGGCAAUCUUCAAGCGAUGAAGGCGAUGCGAACGAGGAGCGACGACAUCGGAAAGCAGUGAGUCAUGAACAUUAAGGGUGAGCUUCAUUUACUUGCCGAUAACCCUAGGCCCUUGAAUGAGUAGGUACUUACUUGAUGAGCUUCUUGAUUACAACCUUGCUUACUGAGGAUGAGCUUCAUUUACUUUGGUCUUAGACUUAGCGAAUUUACUUUGCAUUCUGGCAUUUCUCAGAGUAGAGUCUCACUGUCUGCGUGUGUGCUCUAUGAAGAAGUGUCAUUCUUGUUUUCGCAUCUUCCGCCGCACGAUAGUAUGAACUUGUCAUCUUAAGCAAUUCAUUUAGACAAAUCAUUCUACUUACUUUUCUUUGUCUACAACAACGUUCUAGGCCGACGAAUCAAUUUCAUCAGUGAACAAAUAUACAACCAGUUCUAAUUAUUAGUUUCCAGUGCUUCUAGUCCUUCUUCUAGUUUUAGCUUGUGACUGACUAUAAAAAAGACUUCUCCCUGCUCUAAUUCCCGCAUCGAAAGCACAUGGACAAAACCCGAGACUCAAAAUUGGAGAAGCAAAAGCAGGAGAUGUUAAAACAGACCAAGAAGAUGAUCUCCCCAGAUUCGGAUUCCGACGAAGAAUUGCCAUUCUGGAUGAUGGAUUCGUCGAUACGAGCAGCACAAGCAGAAAAACUUGCUCAGCAGGGAACCGACAAGAAGGAUAAGAAAAUUAUGUUGUUGGACUGGGAAUUACUUACACCCAUUGGGUUAGGGUUAUCCUACACACAUUAUCCUAUCCUAUCCUACACACAUUACUUACACAACAAGUAGAGUGUUCCUGGUGGCGACUUUCAUUACAUUGAUCAUGUUGAGGACGAAAUAAGUUCAUUGGAAUUUAUUUCCUAUUCUACUACUGAAGAAGUGUCAAACUACUGUUGCCUCAAGGUGAGCAUCUCCCUCUCCUUCAUAUUUCAAGGGAGCAGCAAAGACGACAAGGAGAAGAAGAAAAGUAAGAGCAAGAAGGAUAAAAAGAGGAAAGACGACUCCUCACGAAAGAAAAAUCGGAAAGAGAAAAAGAAGAAAGACAAGAAAAGCGUGAAGAAGUCAGACGACAAACGGAAAAAGGUAAUUCCACUUCUAUUACGUCAUUUUGAUUUCAUCUGCUUUCCGUAGCAGCCUGUCUUCAGAUGGAAUUUUUCUGUCAAGAACCUACUUCCAAUAGUCAUACUGUCUGUCACUAUUUAAUUGUUCAUCUACUUCAUCCCAUUCCACAUGAUCAAAUACAUUUUCAAUCAAAGAAGUUUGUUGUGGAACACUUGUUUCCAAUCGAAGAAGUACUAGUACUCCUGCUUCUACAUGUUCCUGAAAUCGAAGUUCCUUAGAUCCUCGAAUUGCAAACUGACUCUUCCUCGCAAACUCAUCCUUUCCGGUACUUAUCGCUCCGGGAUACGACUAUGCGUUUUCGUCUACAGAAAAAAAGCAAGAAACGAGAUUCCUCGUCGAGCGAUUCUUCGUCCGGCAGCGACAGCAGCAGUUCCGAAAACUGAGCUCAAUACCUUCACGAAGGCGUUCGCAGAGUCAAAGUUCAAUGGGACUGCAUGAAACAGAGUUGAGGUCGGUCCCUACACGAAUGAAGACAGGUUGUGGAGGCUAUUUAUCUCAUAUAAUGCUAGUGGAGUUAUUUCAGUUUCCACCCGUGGUCUGCUGUACUGUGGAGCAUGACCACUGGAAAAUACCUCUCACCACGACUUGUUCCCCUCUUAAAACUACUAAAUCAUGGAAAUACUUUUUCCUCAUGUGUCCGCUUGGUCCCAAUAUUACGACGAUGAAUGAACUUACAAGUUUGUAUUCGGAGAAGCAAGGAC